This is a messenger RNA of Didymodactylos carnosus, 645 nucleotides long. The record is from the annotation of a GenBank genome assembly. Lineage: Eukaryota; Metazoa; Rotifera; Eurotatoria; Philodinida; Philodinidae.
AUGAUCUCCAAUUCUUUGUCUGCCGAUGCACGCCAACAAGCAAACGUCUAUGAUAAAAUUGGAGAAAAAUACGAAGCAAUAUUUGGUAACAACACGAACCAAACUACUGCUGUAAAAUGGUUACUUGAUCGAUUGCCACCGAAUUCGAAAAUCCUGGAUAUAGGUUCAGGUACUGGUGUUCCCACGGCACGCAUGUUAGCCGAUGCUGGACAUACCGUCACUGGGAUUGAUAUCUCAGUAGAAAUGGUGAAAAUCGCUCAACAUCAAGUACCACAAGGAACCUUUUUUCAAGCCGAUGCAGCUAAUCUUUCAUUUGCACCAGCUUCAUUCCAUGCAGUUACAGCCUUUUUCUCACUACUGAUGUUACGCCGUGCUAAUAUCGAAUCAACGCUUCGACAAAUCAAGACCAUAUUAAAAUCGCCUGGUUAUCUUGUGCUAGGAAUGGUAGAAGGCGAUUUUGAUUACUACGAAGCUGAAUUCCUUGGUCAACCAGUACAUGUGUCUGCGUAUCCGCGUGAUGUAUUAGCCAGUCAUCUCAAGGAUCUCUCCUUCACGAUACUAGAUAAUCAUUUUGUGAAAUUUCAGGCCAACAAACAAACACCACCCGAAACACAAUUAUUCUUUUUCUGUCAAAAUCAAGCCUGA